CUCUGCAGCGUUGAAAUGACACCGUGGGAAAGCAGCGCGCUUCAAACCGAGGCGCUCCGGGCGGAACUUUGGACAGAGGCACGAGCAAGGGACGUAAAACGAGCAGGUAUGAAGAGGAACCACGACUUCAGCUCCUCGGACAGCGAGCUGGAUGAAACCAUCGAGGUGGAGAAGGAAAGCGCGGAUGAAAAUGGGAACAUGAGCUCCCCUCUGCGCUCCAUGUCUCCAACAACCUCCACUCAGGUGCAGGCCAGGAAAAGACGCAGAGGAAUUAUUGAGAAAAGACGCAGGGACAGGAUAAACAACAGCCUCAGUGAGCUCCGCAGGCUGGUUCCCAGCGCCUAUGAGAAACAGGGAUCUGCCAAACUGGAGAAAGCAGAGAUCCUGCAGAUGACUGUUGAUCAUCUGAAGAUGCUUCACGCUGCAGGAGGCAAAGGUUACUUCGAUGCCCACGCCCUGGCGAUGGACUAUCGUGGUUUGGGUUUCAGGGAGUGCCUGGCAGAAACGGCCCGCUACCUGAGCAUCAUCGAGGGCCUGGACAGCACGGACCCCCUCAGGAUCCGUCUGGUGUCCCACCUGAACAACUAUGCCAGUCAGAGGGAGGCUCACUCGGGCCUGAGCCACCUGGCCUGGGGCUCGGCUUUCGGGUCCCCCCCAGCCCCGCUCACGCACCCCCUCCUCCUGCAGCACCCGCCGGCCCCGGCUCCUCUGGCCCCUCUGCCCCGCAGCGCCACCAGCAGCCCUUCCAACCCGCUGUCGACCUCCUCGUCUCCGUCCUCCUCCUCGUCCGCCUCGUCCUCGUCCUCCUCGCUGGCCGCGGAGACUCAUGCCCCGGGGGGCCGGCGCAGCGCCACCGCCACCCCUCACUCGGAGCAGGGCCCCGUCCGGGUCCCCUCCACCGCGGCGUCCACCGUCCUCCACCCGGCUCUGGUCCCCUCGUCGGCGUCCAAGCUGUCCCCUCCUCUGCUGUCCUCCCUCUCGGCGUUCCCCUUCGCCUUCGGCGCCUUCCCCAUCAUCUCGCCCGCCUCCGCCGUCAGCCCCCCAGCUCAGACCUCCGGCGUGGGCAAACCCUACAGACCCUGGGGCAUGGAGAUUGGAGCGUUCUGACUAAAAUAAGAACUUCUUAUAGACUGAGCGGGACUCUUGGACUUUAUUCUCCCUUUUUAAAAAGUGUUACCUUUUUACUGAGUACAGAAAAUAGAAAAAGUGUCUUUUUUUAAAAAAACAAACAUUUUAGUUAUUCUCCACACGAAGCUGUAGGGGAACUUAAAAGCAACGAGUGACUGUAACGUGUUGAUUGACCUGUUCUCACCACGCCUUUAGAAGUUUCAGCCCGAUGGCUUUUCCAGAUGGUCAAGCGAGUUCCUAGAGACGAAAGUACCCCCGCCCACACCCCCCACCCUGGUUUCUGUUAUCCAGAUCUGAAACAGUAAGUGUUGGUGCCCUGGUUGCAGCUGAGCGUCACCCCGCUUUUGUUUUUUCACACCGAUUUAUGAGGUGGAAUAACUGAAACCAGGUGCUUCUUUAACUCAACACCAGCCUGGCUCUAAUGUGGGACUAUUGUUCAAACACACCUUUUUUUUUACUUUUAAACAUCACCUUCUCUUUUUAGUUGUUUACUUGUUUUAAAGCUCAACCAGUCCAAUGUUAGAAAUAAAUCAUUGUCUCACUGCAAGUUUGUAUAUUUUAUAGUUGAGCACUGAUGAAUCAGAUGUUUCAUCCUUUUUUAAUUGUUGCUGCUUCCCUACAAUAAAGAGUUCUGAUCAAC
Austrofundulus limnaeus is the source of this 1768-nucleotide messenger RNA. It is a transcript of the gene hey1, whose product is annotated as hes-related family bHLH transcription factor with YRPW motif 1. Lineage: Eukaryota; Metazoa; Chordata; Actinopteri; Cyprinodontiformes; Rivulidae. The record is from RefSeq and is a predicted model, not a curated record. Bases 16 to 1107 code for a protein of 363 amino acids. Gene Ontology annotation, molecular function: protein dimerization activity; DNA binding. The transcript has 5 exons. Gene Ontology annotation, biological process: regulation of DNA-templated transcription.